Anneissia japonica is the source of this 2631-nucleotide messenger RNA. Its product is annotated as probable serine/threonine-protein kinase kinX. Gene Ontology annotation, molecular function: signaling receptor binding; ATP binding; non-membrane spanning protein tyrosine kinase activity. The coding region runs from base 88 to 2631 and encodes 847 amino acids. Gene Ontology annotation, biological process: innate immune response; protein phosphorylation; cell differentiation. Gene Ontology annotation, cellular component: extrinsic component of cytoplasmic side of plasma membrane. The transcript has 18 exons. The record is from RefSeq and is a predicted model, not a curated record. Lineage: Eukaryota; Metazoa; Echinodermata; Crinoidea; Comatulida; Comatulidae.
ACCAGCGCUUCUGACGAUUAUUUACUGUGCACUGUACCCGUAUUUAUUGAUGGACUGUCUUGUAGAUUGUAUUGUACUGUCGCUGUAAUGAAUGUAUCAGGUAUUCGUUCUAUCAAACAUGAAGAACUUGACUUCGAAUCUGAAGAGACUAUUGGCAGUAUUGGCUCGUCAGCAGAGGUUUUUAAAGCCUGUUGGAGGACAGAUGAUAAGAGAAAGAUUAAAGUUGCAGUCAAAAUAUAUAAAAAAAACAGACAAGAGAUAGAGAUAAAUAUUCUCCAAGAUCUUGACCAUAAAAAUGUAAUCAAGUUUUAUGGUCAGUAUGACAGAUUUCCGUCAUUUGGUCUUGUCAUGGAAUUGGCAACUCAAGGUGAUUUGUUCGCCUAUUUAGCUGCUAAGAGACACGAACAUACCGAACCAGCAUCCCCAGUGCGAUUGCCAGAAUCUCAGUUUGCUCAAUGGUGUUGCCAAGCUGCUUCUGCUGUUCAGUACCUACACAGCAAAAAUAUCACUCAUAAAGACAUUAAGUCAAUGAAUUAUUUGUUAAGCGAUGAUAUCGAAAAUUCGCUCAAUGUACUGAAACUUUGUGAUUUUGGUCUUUCAAAGCAGGGGAAAAAUUCAGAAUCAUUGUUGACAAGUUAUGGAGGAUUCACAAAAUCAUGGGCGCCCAUUGAGGUUUUCAGGGAUGCCAGGGUAGUGUCUCAAAAGUCAGAUAUAUACUCUUUGUGUGUUGUUGUUUGGGAAUUAUGGACGUGUGAACAACCAUGGGCAGGUAUGCAGGAUGGCGAUAUCACGAAUAAUAUAAUGAAUGGCGUGUUACUCUCUAUUCCGGAAGAUUUUCCGAAGGCAUUAAAGCCAAUGAUAGACAGAUGCUGGCAAAAUGAGAGAGAACGACGGUGUCACAUAGACGAAGUGCUGUGUUAUCUGGAAGAGUUUGCUCUGACAUUAAAGGGCAAUGAAAACGGAAACGAAUGCUCAGAUGAAACUUACAUGAAGGAUCUGAGAUUUAACAGAAAAACUACAACGCAAGGUGACUUCGAUGUUUUGGCAAGUCUUAAAAAAUUAUUGCACGACUUUAAACAUGAAGGAAGUGAAGAUACUCAAUACGAACACUCUGAUGGUGAAUACGAAAAGAUUGAAGACAAAUCAACGUAUUCUCAGAUUGGCAAUGAAGCUGCCAAUGACUAUUCAGUACCUUUUGUACAACAAUUCUUAUCAAAUACUACAAUCAACCUACCUCCAAAACCCAUAUUAAAAAGAAAAACAAACCAGGACGUUAAAGAAAAUGUAAUACACAGCCAGGACGAAGUAGUGUCAGACAGUUCGGAUGACUACGUUGUACAACAAUUCUCAUCAAAUACUACAAUCAACCUACCUCCAAAACCCAUAUUGGAAAGAAAAACAAACCAGGACGUUAAAGAAAAUGUAAUACACAGCCAGGACGAAGUAGUGUCAGACAGUUCGGAUGACUACGAAGAAAUUGAAGUUUGGCAAAAAACAUCGGAGAAGGAAUUAGCGACAGUUCUAGAUCAUGUCAAAAGCAGUGCGUAUGAUUUGCUUCAAGUUAAAACAAAUAUUACUAGUAAUAUACUGUUGAACAAGUUAUUAACCAAUGGCGAAAGACGACAUCUCUUCACUAAUAUUAAUGACGUCGAACAAUUUAUGUCAAGAUUUGAUUGUGAACUAAAAUGUUGCGAAGAGCAACGCUAUCGAAUUGUUAACCUCAUCAAACGUAUUGUUUCUAGCGACGACAUUCAACCUUUGGUAAAUUUCUCUGUGUUUUCUAAAAUUCGCAUGAAUAUGUUGGAAUUUAUAAGGCUUCGUCGAAAAAAGAUAGUGGACACUAUCGAAUGCCCAGUGGAUGAAGAUGAGUUUCAAAUGCAAAUGACAUUUGCUAACUUUCGCAGUAUACUUAUUGAGCAAGCUAACUGGUUGAAACGCUUUCACAGUAAUUUGAAGAAUUUUCGAAUAGCGCUUAUCAAUGAGAAAUCUGAAGCCAACAUUGUUCGCGUAGUUGAUGAAUGUUGUGAUAAUCUAGAAGUAGUUGUCGAACAAUGCGAUUUACUUGAAGAUACUUUUCUGAAAAGAAACGAGAUACAUUGCACUGCAAUUCUUCGUAAUUUACAGUUUACUCGGAUUGAUGAAGAGAAGAAAAGAAUGCAGGAAUCAUUAAUAACCGAAGAAGGUUGGGCAAAAACAAUUCUCAACAUUCUUCUGCUUGAAAAUGGCAAAAGGAAACCUUAUAAUGAGACAAGUGCAAAAAUGAUAGUUUUUGUAUCAACAGUCCUCAUUGUAAAGGAAAAUGGCUAUUGUUUUGAAGUCAUUGAUGUCAUACCGAAGAAGAAUAUCAGAUUCCAAGUGCAUCCUAGCUCGUUACCACCAUGGCUUAUUACAUCAACAAAAUGUAUACACAGUCUAACAAAACGUAAUACGGAUUCAAAAAUCCCUUCAAUUGCAUAUUGGUUUUGUAUAGAAGAUAUGAAUGACAGAAUGGAAUCUGUAAAAUUGACAAGCUUGUUUGAUUUGAUAGAAGAAGAAAUUACAGCACAAAUGAUGGAGUAUAGUAAGUAUAAAAACUCAAAGAGAUACACACAAGAUGUGUCUAAGAGACAGCUACAAAACAACUCGACUUAA